UGGAGCGUUACCAAGGAGACGGCGUACAGGACUGGAGACGGAGAGCGCAGCAGCUAACAGGCUAGCAGGCUAACGAGCACCGGAACCACCGGUAGCCGUUAAAUAUUUAAAUCAUCUUCUACUAUAAAAAUUAAAAUUUAAAGCCGGCCUCAGACUCGUGGGGCUCGGCCACACUCCGCUUUCUGUCGGCGGUUCAGAGCUACAUGGCUUGUUAGCAGGUUAGCAUGCUAACCAGCUAAUCUGAGAACCCUCCAGAACACCACCCGGUCCGCCGCCUGCAGCCCGUCGCUCCUCUCUGCUGCCGGGAUGGACGCGAGCUAGCAACCGGGUUGGGACGCUCUGCCCCGGAUCUGUGGGUCUCCGUUCUCCAGUGGAGCCCGGCGAGUCUCUCCGGGGCACGGCAGAGCUCCAAGCCACAGAACGGGCCUGGACUCCGGGGGAAGAUGAGGUGCGGAGGACCGGAGGGCCGAGACGUAUCCCGAUUCCCGUUAGCCCGCCUUACCCAGGAUGGACGUGUGCAGUAGGAACCCUAACCGGACGGCUCCGGUGGGUGAGGAUGGUUGUGGUCGCGCAGAUGUUCCUCUGUGUUCUCGGACCAACGGCUGGUCGUGGCCUCCUCACCCCUUCCAGCUGCUGGCCUGGCUGCUCUACGUUUACUUCGCCGUCACCGGCUUCGGCGUGUUCGUCCCGCUGCUGCCGCCUCACUGGAUUCCUGCAGGCUACAUCUGUACCGGCGUCAUGUUCGUCUGUCACCUGUGUGUCCACGUCAUGGCCGUGUCCGUCGACCCGGCCGACCACAAUGUCAGAACCAGGAGCCACCAAGGCCCGGUGCCGGUGUUCGACCGCUCCAAGCACGCCCACGUCAUCGAGAACUGCCACUGCUACCUGUGCCAGGUGGACGUGGGACCGAAGUCGAAGCACUGCAGCGCCUGUAACAAAUGUGUAGCCGACUUCGACCAUCACUGCCGGUGGCUCAACAACUGUGUGGGCAGCAGGAACUACAAGUUGUUCCUGCACAGCGUGAUCUCAGCUCUGCUCGGAGUCUGUCUGGUUCUGGUCGUCUCCUCUUACGUCUUCAUUGAGUUCUUCAUGGACCCGUCCAAACUACGCACCGACAAACACUUCUCGGGUAGGAAUGAGACAGGUGUGUGGUUCGUAUUCCUACCUGUGGCUCCUCUCCGGUCGGCUGCAGCAGUGAUUCCUGUCCUGGCUGCCGUUACUGUCGCUCUGUCUCUGCUGUCCUCUGGACUGCUCUGCCACCUGCUCUGCUUCCACAUCUACCUGAUGUGGAACAGACUCAGUACCUAUGAGUACAUUGUGCGUCAGCGCCACCGUGUGGACAGCAGAGACUCCAGGAAACCUGGAUCAGUGAAGGAGGCUGCAGCUGCUUCGGUCCUGAAGGAUGUGGGCUACUCGGGGACUCUAGGUUACACCAACCCUCAGCUGGACGUGCAGGAACCUACCACUGUGGCUGUGCGGGGGGAAGCAGAGUUCCUGGCUAACGGCAGAGUGAUCAGUGUAUCCAGUCCUGUCAUGGAGGAAGAAGCUCCGCCCACCCACUCUACAGAGAGGAAAGCAGCAGCACACAGACACACACAGAAGAAGAAGAAGAAAAAGAAGAAAGUUCCUAAAGUCCCAGCAGAAGCCCCGUCCCCAGCAGAACCUGUGUCUUCGGCGUCUCUGGGUCAGCGCCUCCCUUUUCCAGCGUUCCCUCUGAGAUCCUCCCUCACGCCACUGGCCCCUGCUGGCCCCGUCCAGGCCGCCGCACCCCCUGCUGAGUACCACUCGGACUCUGCCGAGUCUCUGGAGGAGAUCCCGGUGGCGCUGGCCAAGCUGGGCUCCUCGGCGGGCGGAGACGCCUCCACGUCCUCGCAGCGAGCCCCGCCCUUCCCCCUGCCCUCCCCACUGCCCAGGACUAAGAGGAAGGCCUCCCGCCCACACAAGGGCGCCGCCGAGCUCAGGUUCGAAAUGGCGUCCACACAGCUGCCCUCCGUGUUCGUCAGCCGGGCCAGCGGGGAGGCCGAACCGAGGGAUGAAGGCCUGAGUCUGGGCAGGAGGGCAGGGGGAAGACCCCUGGGAGCAGCUUCUACCUCCUGGAUGGAGCGCUAACCUGAUCUCACCUGUUCUCGCCUGUCUGCUCUGAGGACUCUCUUGUGGAACUGAAGGUGACGCCUGGAUGGAGCGCUAACCUGUUCUCACCUGUCCUCCCCUUUUCUCACCUCUUUUCUACAUGAACUUCUGGACCUGAAGCUUCUCGGCCGUAAACCUGACGUAUGUUUGUGGAUGUUGGUGUGUCUGUUGUCGUGGAGACACCACCUGUUGUUUUACUGUUUCCCCAUUAAAAGUGUCUCUGUUGCGUCUCCGUGGAAACCGCAGCUGAGGCCAUGAUGUCAUCAGGUAACACCAACUCCCAGCGUGCACCUCACAUCCCUGUUUCCAUCACCUGGAAUAUUCAAACAAGCAAAUACACAGAAACAGAAUAUUUCACUUUUAUGUGCACCUUUCAGCCCAUUACAGAGCUUCAUACUGUUGUUGUUAGCAUAGCCCCCCCCCCACACACACACACACUGCCAGACUGCAAACUGCAGCUGAGGAGCCAGUCACAUUAAAGGAACAGUUCAACAUAUAGCUGUUACAGUGAACCCUCAGCUGCUACCCACGUUAUGCUAAGCUAACUGCUAGCUGCUUCCACUCAUUAUCCUAAGCUAAGUUAACUGCAAGCUGCAUGAGGAGCAUUCAGGUCAAUCCAAAUAUCUGCAGCUUCUUCUGUUCAUCUGACAGCAGUUUAACCCCUGAACCCUGAAACACCCUGCUGGGUCUGAAAAACUCCAAAACAACAAACCAGAGAGAAUCAUCAGUGAGCAAAGGCGUUUCAUUAAAGGGGACAUAUUAUGCAAACCUCACUUUGUGAAAGUGUUCUUACAGUAGUGUGUGUUGCAGUAGCCUCAUUAUGAGGUUCGAAUUUGAAAACUGUCUGUUUCCUCCCUGCCUUGCUACACCACAUUUUGUGAAAAUGCCUGCUCAAACGUCCGAUUUUGAUUUGGGUCCACUUAUGACGAAAUAAGUGGAUUUAACUCCUCCCCCUGACUGCGCCCCCCCCCCCGCACUGUCCUACCAGCAUCCUACCAGCGUGCAUUUUCCUGGGUGAGGGAGGGGGUUCUGGAGUGGCGGUUCCCUCACAGCGCCACUCUUCUCUCGUUUCCCGGAGCUCGGCUUCUCGGUGCGGGCGCCAGGCAGUGACCAGGCUCAUGGCAUUGGUAGCAGCUGUGUGGAGAGUGGCAGUGACGCGGCGACGUAGGCGGCUCGGUCUCUCGCCCCUCUUCUUCCCCGGCCCGCACUCAGCCAUCCUGACGUGCGGCUUGAACGCGGAAGUCGUGGGGGGCCGGGACGUGAACGCGCGUUCCGCUUUCUCGGCUGCUCGUAGUGCCUCGCUGAGUGUUUGCUUUCUGCAUGGCAGCGGCGGCAGUGGCGCCGGGUGGCUCCCCACUGUCGGCUGGUGGUGGCCGUUGGCUGGCUGCCAUCGCCUGGGGAGAUGCUCCGGCAGCUGGGGAGAUGCUCCGGCAGCCGGCAGUCUGCCGCUGAGGCACUACGAGAAGCCGAGAGAGCGGAACGCGCGCUCACGUCUCGGCCCCCCCAUGACUUCCAUGUUCAAGCCACACGUCAGGAUGGCUGAGUGCGGCCCGGGGAAGAAGAGGAGCGAGAGACCGAGCCGCCUACGUUGCCACCGCUCUCCAGACGGCUGCUACCGGUGCCAUGAGCCUAGUCACUUCGCACGAGACUGCCCGGCACCCGCACCGAGAAGCUGAGCUCCGGGAAAUGAGAGAAGAGCGGCGCUGUGAGGGAACCGCCACUCCAGAACCCCCUGGCUGGCCGCCGGCUGCCGGAGCAUCUCUCCUGCUAGCGGCUGCUGCCUGUGGCGGCCCACCGUUUCGUCAAGGUGCGGCGGGUUCUUGGUGUGGUGAAGCUGUCGGGGAUUACGGGAGCGAACUCUCCGCUGGCCGGCUCUUUUCCUCUUGGGUUUGCUCCUAAGAGGCGGCUCAGUCCCUCGGUGACAGCUUGUUGGAGCUCCCUCAGUUCUUCCUCCAUCUGCAGUCGGGCGAGCGCCAUCCCACUUCUGACACCAAUGUAGCAUUGAGCGCCUCCUCUCACAGAGAGGGGAGGGGGAGUGGGUGCGGACAGAUGUGUUCAUUUGCAUACCUGGAAGCAGGCCCAGAAACAGCCUGUUCUGAGGAGGGCUGGUGAGAGUGAAUUUUUCGACCGCUGAAACUCCGAACAAAGGGUGAUUUUGGGGCAAACAAACUUAAAUACUAUGUUUUUGGGCUUCUGAGACCUAUAUGACUGAGACCUAUAUGACCUAUAGCAUAACAUGGGACCUUUAAAAUCACUUUGUUCUUCUUGUCUUAUUCAAAAAAUAAAGGAAUAAAAAUCUUGCAUUGAAUAAAAUAAAUGCAGCAGAAACAGUGAACAGAGGAGCAUGUUGUUGGAGAACCAUCCAGCGUAGAGAAACAUCUACAGAUGAGGAGCAGAGUAGAGAGGAAACAUGGAGAUAGAAAAACAUCUACAGGAUGAGGACCUGAAACAUCAUAAACAAGACCAAUAGGAGACCCAAAACAUCUACAGUAUGAGGAGAUCUUAGGAGCUUCAGGAGAAACCAGCUGGAAGUUCUGGAAGACAUUUCUAGGAACGUUUUCCAGAACCUCCAGCUGGUUUCUCCUGAAGCUCCUACCAUCAUCAGGACCUGGAUGACUGAGAACCUCCACAGAAGUCUGAGGAGACAUUAGUUCAGAGUUGAACAUCUGAGGAGAUGUGGUGGUUCCUGGUUUUUACAUUUUAGUAAAAAAAUAGUCAAACAAAAUGUUCCUUUCUCUGGUUUCAAUCACUAGCAGUGUCAGAAGACAUCUCUGAGAUCUCUCCUUCUUCAUGAUGUUUUGGUUCCACAGAGGACUUAAACUAAAGAUGAACCUCAGUGAGGUAAAACAGAAACCAGUGGGGGUUCAGAGGGUUAAAGUGUCGUCUGCUAUCAGUUUUCAGUUUAAACAGCCACAGGUUACUACAGUAAAAGUGUCAUCAUAGUUACAGCAGGAAGUUCAUGAUAUCUGAUGGCAUACAGAAGGACCUGGAGAUGGUUCUCUAAAUGUGGAACUGUUCCUUUAAGACCUUUCAUGACAUGUGAGCAGCUGGAUGAGUUCAGGAUGUUUGUUUUCCACUGUCAGCUGAUCCAAACUAUUCAACAAUAAAACAUGAAAACUGA
This is a messenger RNA of Acanthochromis polyacanthus (spiny chromis), 5251 nucleotides long. RefSeq names its product zinc finger DHHC-type containing 1 (gene zdhhc1). Gene Ontology annotation, cellular component: Golgi apparatus; endoplasmic reticulum. Bases 508 to 2109 code for a protein of 533 amino acids. Gene Ontology annotation, biological process: peptidyl-L-cysteine S-palmitoylation; protein targeting to membrane. Gene Ontology annotation, molecular function: protein-cysteine S-palmitoyltransferase activity. The record is from RefSeq and is a predicted model, not a curated record. Lineage: Eukaryota; Metazoa; Chordata; Actinopteri; Pomacentridae. The transcript is spliced from 11 exons.